Messenger RNA from Protopolystoma xenopodis, 201 nucleotides. The record is from the annotation of a GenBank genome assembly. Lineage: Eukaryota; Metazoa; Platyhelminthes; Monogenea; Polystomatidea; Polystomatidae.
AUGCAUUCGUGCUGGUGGACACGUGAACAGGAACAGGUUGUCUCUAGCGUCAGCGCCACCGACGGCAGCGUGGAACUGGAGCAAGUGGACGAGGAGAACGAAGAGGCGAAAACAAACGAGGCCGUGGAACUACUUGAUGCCAUCAAUCUGAGCAAAGAGGAGAACAACGGGCGUAUUGAUAACGAGCUCAUCGUCAAGUAA